AUUGAAGAGUAAAAAUGGCCGUCUCCAGCCACGCAAGUACUGCCCUUUCCCAAACCCCGCUGCUCGAAAACAUCGUGGAAGGAGCUGUUGACUACAAAGGCCAGCGAGUUGGAAGAUCAAAUUCCGGUGGCUGGAGUGCUGCAGCUUUAAUCAUAGGGGUGGAGGUUUCGGAGAGGUUUGCGUACUAUGGGAUCAGCUCGAACCUGAUAACUUAUCUGACAGGGCCAUUGGGUCAGUCGACAGCUAAGGCAGCGGAGAAUGUAAAUGUAUGGAGUGGAACGGCUUUGAUGCUGCCUCUGUUGGGAGCCCUUGUAGCAGAUUCUUUUCUUGGGCGAUAUAGAACUAUUGUGGUGGCUUCUGUGCUUUAUAUUGUGGGACUGAGCUUGAUGAUUCUGUCAGCUAUACUACCUUCUACGAGCUGCCAAACCAACAAAAUCCUAUCAUGCUCAACAGAGAUCCAAGAAAUAUUAUUCUUCUUUUCUUUAUAUCUAGUGGCACUAGCACAAGGUGGACACAGGCCAUGUGUUCAAGCUCUUGGAGCCGAUCAAUUCGAUGAAAAAGAUGCAGAGGAGUCCAAAACCAAAAGUUCAUUCUUCAAUUGGUGGAAUUUUGGUAUAUGUGUUGGUUCCUUGGUGUCAUAUUUGAUCCUAAACUACAUACAAGACAACCUUAGUUGGGUUUUGGGGUUUGGAGUCCCCUGUAUUGCUAUGCUUCUUGCAUUUGUUGUUUUCUUGCUUGGAACUAAAACUUAUAGGUAUAGCAUGAUGCCACGCAAGAGAAGCCCGUUUGCGAGAAUUGGUAGAGUGUUUGUUGCAGCAUUUAAGAACAGAAGAUCAAACCCAGCAACAAUAACCAUUGAGGAGGAAUAUGGAACCCCAUCUUACCAAAGUUUUGAGCAAUUCAAGUUCCUGAACAAAGCCUUGCAUGCAGCAGAUGAGCCAUUGAUUAGUAUAAAUGAGGUUGAAGAAGCAAAGACCGUACUUAGACUUGUUCCAAUAUGGGGAUCAUGCAUGGCAGUUUCCAUUGCCAUUGCACAGCUCUCAACUUUAUUCACCAAACAAGGUGCUACCAUGGAUAGAAAAAUCCUGUUUGGCUUUAACAUACCAGCUGCUUCUCUUCAGUCAUUCACUUCCCUUUCCAUUCUUAUUUUCAUCCCCAUUUACGACCGCAUUUUCGUUCCUAUAGCAAGAGCUUUCACUGGAAAAACUUCGGGCAUCACAAUGUUACAGAGAAUAGGAAUUGGGAUAUUCUCAUCUUCUUUGUCCAUGGUAGUUGCAGCACUAGUGGAAAUCAAAAGGCUAAACACUGCACAACAAUUUGGUCUGGUUGACAUGCCAAGUGCUCCCGUUCCAAUGACUGUUUGGUGGUUGCUUCCCCAAUAUCUCCUAAUCGGAAUAGCAGAUGUUUUUGGGACGAUUGGUAUACAAGAGUUUUUCUAUAGUCAGGUCCCCAUUGAAAUGAGAAGCAUAGGACUAGCCCUAUUCCUUAGUGUUUUUGGUUUGGGGAACAUUCUAAGCAGCUUUUUGGUCUCUGCCAUUGACAAAGUAACUAGCCCUAAUAGCUGGUUUUCUAACAAUCUAAAUAAAGCACACCUUGAUUACUUUUAUUGGCUACUUGCUGGACUUUGCGCAAUCGGAUUUGUUGUCUAUUUGUAUUCUGCCAGAUCUUACAUUUACAAUGGAGGAUGUAUAUAGUUUUGCUCAGUUGGAACGUAUAGUUCCCAUUUAUGUAAAACACGCAUUU
Messenger RNA from Ziziphus jujuba (common jujube), 1743 nucleotides. RefSeq names its product protein NRT1/ PTR FAMILY 5.10. Gene Ontology annotation, cellular component: membrane. Gene Ontology annotation, molecular function: dipeptide transmembrane transporter activity; tripeptide transmembrane transporter activity. The record is from RefSeq and is a predicted model, not a curated record. NCBI's taxonomy places the organism in Eukaryota, Viridiplantae, Streptophyta, Magnoliopsida, Rosales, Rhamnaceae. The transcript is spliced from 4 exons. The coding region runs from base 15 to 1694 and encodes 559 amino acids. Gene Ontology annotation, biological process: transmembrane transport; dipeptide transport.